Messenger RNA from Amborella trichopoda, 918 nucleotides. RefSeq lists its product as uncharacterized. Gene Ontology annotation, biological process: Golgi vesicle transport. Gene Ontology annotation, cellular component: TRAPP complex. NCBI's taxonomy places the organism in Eukaryota, Viridiplantae, Streptophyta, Magnoliopsida, Amborellales, Amborellaceae. The record is from RefSeq and is a predicted model, not a curated record.
CCUUCAAAGAGCUCUCAAAUUAGAGGGAUUUGUUGUAAUUUUUCCUCCGUUUUAUUUCUCUUCGAAAAGUGAAAACUUAUUUUUCCAUAAAAUUAAAGAAAAUAUCCUGCAUUUUCAGGAAUUUUGUUUUCUUCUUCUCCGUUUUUUUUUUUUUGGUAAAUUUUAAAUCUUAAUUUCCAUGGCUCCUCUGGUCCAGAGAUCUGGAGAUGCAGUUUUUGCCAAUGUCGAGAGAGUGAAUGCAGAGCUUUUCACUCUUACAUAUGGAGCAAUUGUGCGCCAGCUGCUCACUGAUCUGGAAGAGGUUGAAGAAGUCAACAAGCAGCUCGAUCAAAUGGGCUAUAACAUUGGAAUACGACUGAUUGAUGAAUUUCUAGCCAAGUCAAAUGUUUCUAGGUGUGUUGAAUUCAAGGAGACGGCAGAAGUGAUUGCAAAGGUAGGUUUCAAAAUGUUUUUAGGGGUCACCGCAUCUGUUGCAAAUUGGGAUGCUGAUGGGGCAAGUUGCAGUCUAAUUUUGGAGGAUAACCCCUUGGUAGACUUUGUUGAGCUUCCUGAUACUUGCCAAGGUCUGUACUAUUGCAACAUCUUAAGUGGAGUUAUUCGAGGGGCACUGGAGGUGGUUUCUAUGAAAACGGAAGUCAACUGGGUACGUGAUAUGCUACGUGGAGAUGAUGCCUAUGAGCUAAGAGUAAAGCUUUUGAAGCAAGUUCCAGAGGAGUACCCAUACAAAGAUGACGAAUAGAAGUACUGCAGCUCUAGUAAUUUUAUUUUAAAAUUGCAGCUCUAGUAAGUGAUGGGUUCAUCACUGCAGAGUUCACAUUUUGGCAUAUUUCCUUGUUAAACUUUCCAAGUGAUGUACUUGUUUAACAGAAAAUAGAUUUUGUUCAUCAACUUGGAGUGGCAGAAAAUCUCCUUACAUCA